CGGCAGCUCCAUCUGCAUGCAGAGACGAAACCUGCAGCAAACGCGCACUCACCCAUCAUUCAAUUCCACCGAACGCAGCAGUGAAUGCAACGCUCAUCAGCGCGCUGACAGGCUGCGCUCUCCUUUGCUUUUCAAUCGUCCUGCAAGAACAGAUUUCGCAUUUGCUCUGGUCGUUGAUUCAGCGCCAGUAGGCUACUUUUGGAUACAUCAGUUUCUCAAAACGAUCUACAAAUGAUUUACACAAUUGUAAUUGCUAUCUGGGGUAUUUAAAAAAAAUAUAUAUAUAUACUGUAGCCUAUUGCCUCUUUGACAUAUUACACAUAACUGUUAGAUAUGUGGUGAUGACCGUCACCGCUUUGGUGCACAAGAUACCACUGUGCGUAAUGGGAGGACAGGUGUAUCAUACUUUAAGUGGAAGCCACGGGGCAGAAUGCUGCCUUCCCAUGGACUUUCACUGAUUCCCAGAAGUGGAAGUCGGAAUACUCUUGGCUGAAAUAACACCUUGUCAAAAUGGAGCUAAUGUGGCGUACAAUUUUCACAAUAAAAGGUGGGAUGUGAGAUUAGUGUCUUCAACCCUGAAACAGAGCCAACCCAGCCCUCCUCUGUCAGCAUGGAUCCCUGGCCUCUCCUUCCGUCGCCCCCCAACCUCUCCCUCCCCGAACCCCUGUACUACGACAGCUACUUCCCAGGGAACGAGUCUGACCUGGGGUCCCGGAAUGACACUCCGGAUGAGACCCACCAGGCCUUCGACAAGACCAGCUCCGUAGUCAUUACCUUCAUCUACUUCACGGUGUGCGCCGUGGGGCUGACUGGCAACACCUUGGUGAUCUAUGUUAUCCUGCGCUACGCCAAGAUGAAGACGGUGACUAAUAUCUAUAUCCUGAACCUGGCCGUGGCCGACGUCCUCUGUAUGCUGAGUCUACCUUUCAUCGCCGUGCAGCUGGCCCUGGUCCACUGGCCCUUCGGCUCCGUGCUCUGCCGCCUGGUCAUGACUGUGGACUCCCUCAACCAGUUCACCUCCAUCUUCUGCCUCACGGUCAUGAGCGUCGACCGCUACCUGGCCGUGGUCCACCCCAUAAAGUCCACCAAGUGGCGGAAGCCACGCGUGGCUAAGAUCAUCAACCUGACCAUGUGGGGAGUGUCCCUGCUGGUCAACCUGCCAAUCAUGAUCUUCAGCGGUCUGAUGCCCAAUAAUAACCAGGCUUGGGCGUGUACCAUUGUGUGGCCAGAGCCUCAGGGGGCCUAUCAGACGGCCUUCAUGUUCUACACCUUCCUCCUAGGUUUCUUCCUGCCGCUCAUCGUCAUCUGCCUCUGUUACCUGCUCAUCAUCAUCAAGGUGAAGUCGUCAGGCAUGCGCGUGGGCUCCACUAAGCGUAAGCGUUCGGAGAGGAAGGUGACCAGGAUGGUGUCCAUCGUAGUGGCCAUGUUCGUGCUCUGCUGGCUGCCCUUCUACGUGUUCAACGUCACCUCGGUGACGGGGACCAUCGACACCACGCCUGUCCUCAAGAGCACCUUUGAGUUUGUGGUGGUGCUGGGCUACGCCAACAGCUGUGCCAACCCCAUCCUGUACGCCUUCCUGUCAGACAACUUCAAGAAGAGCUUUCAGAAUGUUCUGUGCUUGAAGAAAGUGGCGGGCCUGGAUGAGGCAGAGCGCAGCGACAGCCGCAUGGAGCGAACGCGCAUGGUCAACGACGUCACCGCGGAAAUGCACAACGCCGCGCUGCUCAAUGGCGAGCUGCAGACCAGUAUCUGAGUGUGUGUGUGUGUGUGUGUGUGUGUGUGUGUGUGUGUGUGUGGGCUACUUGUGUGUCUCCUUGAGCAGAUGGACAAGUGUGGAACAGUUAGAAGGACUACUCAUAUUAAAGGCACUCUUCUAUAAUCUCCUGUACAGCGGCCCAAACACCAGGGAGGUCCAGACUUUGCCAAACCCCCCUCCCCGGGUGUAUCUUUUGGUUUUUGCCCCCAGGACUACACAGCUGACUCAAAUAACCAACUCAUCUUUAAUUAUUUGAAUCAGCUGUGUGGUGCUAGGGAAAAAAAAACAGAGCGUGCACCCAGGCGGGACCCCGGAACCGAGAUUGGGAAAACCUGCAUUAGAACACAUCUGCCAAGAUCCGUCUCAGAAAAACAAAGACAGAGAUGGAAUGGAAGGAGAUGAAAAAGAGGUCUCUCAUGUUUCAUUGGCAUGGAUUGAUACGUACUGUCUUGAUCAGGAUAUGAGAAAGCACACUUUUGAUAACGCAUCUUAUUUAUUGAUCAGGAAAGAUGAUACUCACCAAGCCAGAUGUCCUCUGACUGAAGCUGGAGACUUUUGAGUUUUGCAUCCAGGAUCAUUGAUCAUUGAUUCUCCGACUUCAAACGAUCUUGAUGCUGUACAUAGACAUGGUUUUCUGUGAUGUGUUUUUGAUCUCCUUGUAAACCCCAGUUUAGCAUAGAUCACACCCCAUGUUAACUUCCCCUUGUUACUACCAUUCGUCUGUCGGCAGUUAUCAAGAUCAAUACUCUGAUUUAUAGUUGGCUCAAACUUUAGAUGCUAGCACGGGCGAACACACACACACACACACACACACACACACACACACACACACACACUCACGGUCUCUGAGAUGGGCUGUUCGUAUACUGUGUACAGUUUAUAAUCUGGUAUGACAUUUUCUCUUCUGCUGUCAGCACUAGUUGGCUUAAAGGUGAUAUGCUCCUAGCAUAACCAAGCUGUCGUGGUGCCAAUCUUGUUGCUACUCAACAGGAGGAGUUGUGUUUCAGCAUCAGUUCUAUGCUGUCAGAGUGACGCUGAUGAUUUCUGAAUGGACAGUAUUGCAUCACUGAGGGAGCCACAGCUGCAGUGUUUUGGUUGGUAGAGAGAUGGGUGCAUUUCACCACCACAGUCCAAGGGCAAUGUUGUUAUCUCUCUAAAUGUGUACAGAUGGAGAAUCCAUGGUUCUGUGUGUGUCUGUGUACUUGCCUGCCUUCCUCUGCGUGUGUGUGUGUGUGUUUUUCCCUGGAAGGCCUCACCAUGUUAGGGUGUGUGUGCGUCACUAUUUUCACAGCCCAUUAAAGGAAAGAUUCACCCAUUUUGAAUGUUAUAUUGUUUUGAUGCAUCUCUGAGCGAUGUUCUAUCAAUUCCCGGGGACAUUACAUGUUUUCAUGUGUUUCUGAGCUAUUGCCGUUGAAGCAGGCAGAAAUCCACCCGGUAUGACGUAGCACUGCGAUAAAGCCGUUCUUGCUACAAGUUAAUAGGAAUACGACUUUUAGAUGGUGAAAACGUCUAUCAUACUUGUCAGAUUUCAAUACUGACCGAUGCCAUAACACAGGAGGUCGUCUUCUAUCUAAUGAGCCAUUGAUCAUAUUUUUGCGAUAUUCCUACCUCGAGAAAUGUUUAAUUUAACAGAGGGUCCACCACAUUUCUCCUAUUUGUCUGUCUCUUCAUUCCAGGGUGCAUUGCAUGAUGCCGUUGCAUGGCCAUUGAGAAUGUCAGACUCCACUCUGUGAGGCACAUCGAUCUGCAGGUUGAACAUGGUAAUAUAGUGAGAAAAAAAAUGUUUGGGGGGGGAUUUUACAGCUAACUAGCUACUUUACAUGCUGAUAUUGACUUUGGUAUUACUGUGUGUAGCUACAUUUGCUAGCUAGCAGCCUACCAAGCUAGCCAGCCAGCCCACCAAGCUAGCCAGCCAGCCCACCAAGCUAGCCAGCCAGCCUACCAAGCUAGCCAGCAGCCUACCAAGCUAGCCAGCCAGCCCACCAAGCUAGCCAGCCAGCCCACCAAGCUAGCCAGCCAGCCCAUAGAGAGAGCAUUGCAUUGUGUGUGUUGUAGUUGACUUGAGCUGCAACAGAUUUCCACAACGAUUUCCACAUGUUGCUACCAACCUCAACGACAAAAUGAAACAUUUGUUCACAAAAAAAUUGUCUUCAUGUAUUAGUGUUAUUUAACACAGUAAAUUAUAGGAAUUAAUGAUUCUCUUUAACAUAGUGACAUCAGGCAUUGUAAUUAGCAUCAUUAUGCCAGAGGCAGUUGAACUCUCUCGCUCUCUGUACAGUAGAUUAGGUAGACCGUACAUAGAUUUAACCCAAGAGGACGAGGGCGUAGGAUAAAGACAUAUAGAAUAAGGAGGAUGGAACCUCAGCCUUCUCUCAAUGUGUCGUUCAUUUGUGAAGGGCUAGAAGCUGCUAUCACUACCUUGUUCCUGCACACAAACACACAGAUACAGACUGACACAGACAAAGUUCCAGACACCUUGAGGAGAACAGGUGGUGUUUGUAUGGAGGAACUAUCUACACUCUGCCUCACCCGAAAUGUACUUACAGGAGAGCAAAGAUGGCAGAUAUUAGAUAUAAUAAGGUCAUACAUUCUUCUACAGUAAGCACCUAUUGUCCUCUGUGUGUGAGCAAUGUCUCUAAGUCGCUUGUUUUCCUUCAGUUUGCAAACCGUAUGCACGGUGUAAAAUAUUGUAAAUGACAUGUCAUAAUUAGUUUGUUACAUGUGAGUUCUCAGAUGGAUGAUAUUUUAUACUGGUGUUUCAUAAUACAGGGCAGUGUGUGUGUGUGUGUGUGUGUGUGUGUGUGUGUGUGUGUGUGUGUGUGUGUAUUGGUUGGCUCUUCUAUCCUUGUGGGGACCUAAAAUCCCCCAAAGUACGACAAGGAUAGUAAAACAAGGAAAAUGUUCCCUCGUGGGGACAUUUCCCACAUCCCCAUGAGGACAAAGGCCCUUAGAGGUUAGGAUUACAAUUAGGGUUAGAAUAAGGAUUUGGGUUAGGUUUUAGGGAAAAUAGGAUUUUGAAUGGAAAUACAUUUUAGGUCCCCACGAGGAUAGAACAAAAUGUGUGUGUGUUGAGUCCAAUCUCGAUUGGCAGGGAGUCAGGGGACUGCCGCUUGAUGUCACUCAUCAUUUGUGUCGUCAUGACUCACUGCGGUAUGUAUUGAACACUGAGUCAAUGUGCACACAUCUAUCUAUCGAGCCCAUUCAUUACGGCGUAUCAGCUGUGGCAGUGUUCCAAUAAAAUCUACUUCAUUAGUGAAUAAAUGAACGCUCCUGAACCUUAAAGGAAACAUGAUCAUAUAGAUGGUCAUCUGGAGAGAUGGCAUAAGUACAGAACACUGUGUGUGUGUAAUGAUUGCUAACUAAACAAACGACCCACAGAGAGCGAGAGGAAGGGGUCGAACACGGUCGUACACUGUCCUCAAACGCAGUCUUUUCCGUCGGAGUAAAAGCAGAGGUCAGCCCACACCAUCCCUUUCAUCAUGUCAAGGGUCUGUCUCUCAGGUUCGAGCGUCACAAGUGGUUCACCUCGAAAUGACUCAGGGACCGUACACUACUGACUGGCAGUCAAAGGAAGGAGCAGUUCUCAUAAUCAGAUAGUUUUUCUCAAUAUCAGCUCCUCUUCUUGCUCUACAAGGUGAAAUACAGAAACCUGAUCCCAGAUCUGCUUGUGCUCUUGCCAACUCCAUUGCUGUCAUUGUUUGGCCUGACAAACAUGUUUGGCCUGACAAUGAGUUUUCAUGAUAGCACAAACAGACUGGGAAACGCAGUUGAUGCAAGAUACUCGAGUACAUGCAGUAUCCUCACUGAAAGAGGAGAGUGAGUGUGGAGUGGCUCGCACAUCGUUUAAUUUUAGCUGCAGGUGAUGGGCAGGACUCGCAGGAGGUAUGUUUGUAAAUUAAUUUUGAUCAAGCUAUGUAGCCUAUUGAUUCCUUCUUGAUGAAUAAAUAAAAUAAAUGUUUUGUUGUUUCUCUGUAAUGCUAGCCCUCUUGAGGUUUUAUGAGGUUGGCUUUAGGGAACCUAUCUCCCAAACUCAUAACUACCCACUGGGCACACACUGGUUGAAGCAUCAUUGUUUCUAAGUCAUUUCAAUGAAAUUACGUUGAACCAACAUGGAAUAAAAGUUUAAUUGACGACUGUGCCCAGUGGGUAGCUACCAAGCUAUUGAGACUAGCAACAGUAGUGUACAGUAACUAAGUAACGAUACUUUGAAGUACUACUUAAGUAAUUUUUGGAGGUAUCUGUACUUUACUAUUUACUUUACUUUUACUCCACUACAUUCUUAAAAGAAAAUAUGUACUUUUUACUGCAUACGUUUUCCCUGACACCCAAAAGUACUCGUUACAUUUUGAGUGCUUAGCAGGACAGGAAAAUGAUCCAAUUCAUACACUUAUCAAGAGCACAUUCCUGGUCAUCCCUACUGCCUCUGAUCUGGCAGACUUACCAAACACAAAUGCUUCUUUUGUAAAUUAUGUCAGUGUUGGAGUGUACCCCUGGUUAUCCGUAAAUAAAUAAAAUAUAUAAGUCUCUGUAUAAAUUUGCUUAAUAUAAGGAUUUGAAGUAUUUACUUUUGAUACUUAAGUAUAUUUUAGCAAUUAUAUUUACUUUUGAUACUUAAGUAAAAUUCAAAACAAAUAGACUUUUACUCAAGUAUUAUUUUACUGGGUGACCUUCACUUUUACUUGAGUCAUUUUCUAUUAAAAACGUAUCUUUACUUUUACUGAAGUAUAGCAAUUGGGUACUUUUUCCACCACAGUCUAUAAAUCAAGUUAGAUCAGCUUGUCUAACAUUCCUGCUGGCAAGGUUGCUAGACUUUAGAAAAGCAAGCAAUCACUAAAUGUACUGAAUAAGACUCACAUUCCUUUCAAUAUUUUACCCAGAUAUUAGCAGAGAUGAGGGGAAGCAUAUUUAGUAAAAUGAAGGAAAAAAAACACACCAGUUAGGAAGAUAAAGACAGCUUGACAUAGAUAUGCAGAAAAAAAUACUUGCUUUAAAUGUAAUCUGGCACCUUAUGAUAAUAUCAUGAUAUUUGUGUAUUAAUUAUGAAAUGAUAUGUGCCUGUAUUGAUUGUGUGUUAUCAUCCCAUGUACUGUGUUGUAAUUUGAAUGUAAUAUCCGAGGCAUGUUUGUGCAGUACGUUAAGAUGUGGGAUUGAAAACAGUCAGAAUGACACCCUCUGGAAUGUGUAGAAUAGAAUUAGGCAUAAUGAUUAUGGCUAUAGAUUGCAGGGGGGAAAAAAAAACUGUUUCGGGUGUUUGAAACCCCCUCUAUCCUCACAUACAUCGUGCCACCUCGAACACAAUGGCCGCCUGAUGCCACUGGUGUUCCAAUUGGUUUGAUAGAGAGUAUUCAAUGUUAUAUGAGGUAGUCUACUGGGGCUGGAAAGUUUUUACUGGAGUGGUAAUUUACCAGGUGUACAGUGUACAUAACACUGUAAUGUAUCUCCUCUGACACUGUGUUCUCUUGUAGAGAUAGAGGUAGCAGAAGAGACACCCUGUUAGCAAAUUAUUAGAACAAUGUUUAGAGGUUAUUUUACUCUCAAUGGCCAUAGAAAUGGGAGGGAUAUGUAUAUUCUAUAAAAUCGUUGAAAAACCAAAUGUGUUUUAUGGCUAAUACUGUAAUACAGCAAAUCUGGUUGGGAUAUCCCCACAAAUGUUGCUAAAUGUCUCCCUCAGCUGGUUAGUUUUGAAAUUGUGUAAUGUGAUUGCCCCAAGGAUGUUGGGCGGAUAUAGAGAUUCAAACUACUCUGCAAUGGUAGGCCACUAUGGAUACACUAUAUCUACAGACUGGUCCAUAAUUAUUGGCACCCUUGAUAAAGAUGAGCAAAAAAAGACUAUAAAAUAAACAAUAUAAAUAGCUAUGUGGUAUGCAAAAAAAAAAAUAAGGGAAUUAUUUUAAACCAAUACAACUGUUUAGAGAGAGAUUUGGUUUAACAAACAAAAUAGGGGUUAAAAUGAUUGACACCCCUGUUUUCAGUACUCCAGCACCCUCCCUUUACGAGGAAAAAGACACAGCCACAAUCCACAAAGAAACGGCUCAACAUUUUGCAAUGGCCAUCUCAGUCAACAGACAUGAACCCCAUUGAAAACCUGUGGUUUGAAUUGAAGAGGGCCGUCCAUAAGAGCAGAUGAAGGAUAUCAAGGAUCUGGAAAGAUUCUGUAUGGAGGAAUGGUAAAAAAAAAAUGUUGUUAUCUUUGCAAGGGGACAGUCUGGGUACUGAAAACAUGGGUGCCAAUAACUGACCCCUGUUUUUUUUGUAUUACUUGUUAAACUCAAUCAUUCGAUAAACAAUUGUAUAAAUUAGUAUAAAAUAAUACAAUAUCCAAUUUUUGUUGCAGACAAUAUAGCUCAGUGUUUUGUAUUAUUUAUUUUAUACUGUCUUAUUGGCACAUCUGUAUCUAGAGUUCCAAUAAUUAUGGACCUGGAUGUACAUACUCUGAUAGGAUUAAAAGAAGGCUCUUUGUCCAUACAGCUGCACAACCAAACAAACAGACAUUGUGAGAUCCUGAAUGGUUUUUGUAAAUAUGUCAUAUUGUUGCUUCUGCUACUGCUGUUACUACGACUACUACUUGCAAUUAAAAGCAGUUCCAUUUGAAAAUGGAUGGCUAUACUCAUUUGGUUUGACUAAUCGGUUAGCUUUUGAGAUGAGUGUGUUGACUUGUGUGGUCUUCCUUUCUCCUCCCAUUUGACUGAA
Oncorhynchus keta (chum salmon) is the source of this 8446-nucleotide messenger RNA. RefSeq names its product somatostatin receptor 2a (gene sstr2a). Gene Ontology annotation, cellular component: neuron projection; membrane. Gene Ontology annotation, biological process: cellular response to glucocorticoid stimulus; cellular response to estradiol stimulus; neuropeptide signaling pathway. The record is from RefSeq and is a predicted model, not a curated record. The coding region runs from base 611 to 1753 and encodes 380 amino acids. NCBI's taxonomy places the organism in Eukaryota, Metazoa, Chordata, Actinopteri, Salmoniformes, Salmonidae. Gene Ontology annotation, molecular function: somatostatin receptor activity; neuropeptide binding. The transcript has 3 exons.